Molecule: messenger RNA, 1364 nt
Organism: Myotis lucifugus (little brown bat)
Lineage: Eukaryota; Metazoa; Chordata; Mammalia; Chiroptera; Vespertilionidae
Gene: SPR
Product: sepiapterin reductase
Exons: 1
Coding region: 1-738 (245 amino acids)
Biological process (GO): tetrahydrobiopterin biosynthetic process
Molecular function (GO): sepiapterin reductase (NADP+) activity
Source: RefSeq, a predicted model, not a curated record
AUGCUGCCAGUAGUGGGUGCUUAUCUACAUUGGAGAAAAGGCACCAGUUAUCUGGGCCACUUAUUUAGAUCGAAAAAAUGGAAAUUGUCAAACUUAAGACCCUGGGCCGAGCUGGGCGCCGGGCGGCCCGGGCCGCGCGUGGUGCGGGUGCCCGCCAACCUGGGCGCCGAGGCCGGCCUGCAGCGGCUCCUCGACGCCGUGCGUGCGCUGCCCAGGCCCGAGGGGCUGCAGCGGGUGCUGCUGAUCAACAAUGCAGGCACGCUUGGGGAUGUGUACAAAGGCUUCGUCAACCUGGCUGAUGCUGCUGAAAUGAACAGCUACUGGGCUCUGAACUUAACCUCCAUGCUCUGCCUGACUUCCUGCAUCCUGAGGGCCUUCCCGGACAGUCCUGGCCUCAGCAGGACUGUGGUUAACAUCUCUUCCCUCUGUGCUCUGCAGCCCUUCAAGGGCUGGACGCUGUACUGUGUGGGGAAGGCUGCCCGUGAGAUGAUGUUCAAGGUGCUGGCCUCAGAGGAGCCUGGUGUGAGGGUGCUGAGCUAUGCUCCAGGGCCCCUGGACACAGACAUGCAGCAGGUGGCCCGGGAGACCUCUGUGGACCCAGACUUGCGGAAAUGGCUGCAGGAGCUGAAGACAAAGGGGGAGCUGGUGGAUUGUAAGAUGUCGGCCCAGAAACUGCUAAACUUGCUUCAGAAAGAUAUGUUCAAGUCUGGAGCCCAUGUUGACUUCUUUGAUAAAUAAGCCCCUAUCCUUGGUUUCCUGGGGCUCUCUUCCCCCUCUUUCGGGCACACCCAGAAGCCCUGUGCCUCCUCACAUCUUGCCACAAUGGCACCACCAACUCUGCUAUACACAGAUAAGCACUCAUGCCUACUGUCCUGCUCUCAGACCCAGCCAGCUGUGAGGUCACUGGGGCACUCCGUUCUUAGGAGUCUGUGUUGAGCACCCUGAGUUAGGGGGAGGCUUAUGGGAGUUAGGUGAGAGAAGUGAUGGGCAUUGGUGUUCUCUCUCCAGGAAUAGAAUCUCAAGGAUGGCAAUAGUAGGACAAGAAGUUGAAACACUGAAGAGAAGGGGUUGGUUCUCCUUCCAUGGCCAGUCCAUGGGGGAAGGAGGGGAAGCUGCUUCAAGGAGGAGGGCCCAGUAGAUUCACAGAUGGGCUGGCGGGAAGGGAGGACAGCCAAGUUUCAGCCUAUCUGGAUGCCCUUUACUCAGGGUAACAGGACCUUCUAUUGAACUUCAAAACCUCAUUCUUAUACCUUCUCCCUCCAGAACCUACUGUUUGUUCCCCAGAUGGGGGGUGGGGAGCUGAGAGUUUUUGUACAUGUCAAAGGCAGAUACAAAUAAAGUGUGAAUUGUCCUUUAAAAAAAAA